Messenger RNA from Trifolium pratense (red clover), 749 nucleotides. RefSeq names its product 50S ribosomal protein L34, chloroplastic. Bases 37 to 471 code for a protein of 144 amino acids. NCBI's taxonomy places the organism in Eukaryota, Viridiplantae, Streptophyta, Magnoliopsida, Fabales, Fabaceae. The transcript is spliced from 2 exons. The record is from RefSeq and is a predicted model, not a curated record. Gene Ontology annotation, biological process: translation. Gene Ontology annotation, cellular component: mitochondrial large ribosomal subunit; ribosome. Gene Ontology annotation, molecular function: structural constituent of ribosome.
AACACGUAGCAAAACGAACAGAGAAAAAAGAGGAUAAUGGCUUCGUUAUCAGCAUCUCCUUUGAUAUCCAUGAAAUUGAGUUUGAGAGCACCUUCUCUCACUUCUUCAAAAUCAACUUCACUCAAUCUCAAUUCCUCCAUUACUCGUUCUCCAUUGCUUCAUUGCUCAUUCACUUCCUCUCCUUCCUCUAUCUCUUUCCAAUCUUCUUCCUUUUCAGGUUUGUCACUGGGAUUGGAUUUAAAAUCUAAUGUUGGGCCUAAAAGACAAAAUGGUCGCGGUUUUGUUGUGGUAGCAGCAGGUAGGUCUGCUCUUUGUCUAACCAAGAGAAGCAGAUCACGAAAAUCAUUGGCACGCACUCAUGGCUUCCGCAGACGAAUGAGAACAACAAAUGGAAGAGCUAUCUUAAAGCGACGACGCGCCAAGGGACGAAAAAUCCUUUGCACUAAGACCCACCCAAGUAGUGGCACAUAGUCACACAAGGGCCUAAAGUUAUUGUAUUUCUGUGUAUUGAUUCCCUAAACUUGUCUGUAUUUCGAGAUUUUCUUUUUUCUUAUCUUCCUAACAAUGAUUUUAUGUACCCUUUACAUUUAAAACUUUUAUUAUUUUAGACAAAAUCUUUGUCACGUACAAUUCUUGCUGAGUUGCAUAUAUAAUUGCUCGAGUAUGUAUGCUGUAAACAAAUGCAAGAUUAGGCUUGGUGGAAUCACAAACAAAUCAGUUUUGCAUGUAUAACAAUAUCUCUUAUGCUA